AAGUGGAUAUUGAGUUUCACACGGAGAGACACAGCCAUGGCAGGCCUCACUCUCCCACACUCCAUCCAUGGCGGGAAAUCUCCCUUCAUCUCUUUCCCUUCUUCUUCCACACCAAUAUCAAAGUGCACUUCUUCCCUCUGCUCUGGGAUCAUCACUCGUUUUUCCCCGAGUAUCUUGCGCUGUGGGCGUUGUCUUCAGAGAGGAGCCAGGGGUGUGAAGUUUAGAACAAGAAGUACAUCAGCAUCGAUACAGCCUAUGACUGAAGAACUGAUGGAGGAUGAGUCCAAGGAUUUCCCUGUGAGUGGAGACUCAAUACGUCAAAGAUUUCUUGAUUUUUAUGCUUCUCGGGGCCACAAGGCUCUUCCAAGUUCUUCUCUUGUGCCAGAUGAUCCCACUGUUCUACUGACAAUUGCAGGAAUGCUUCAAUUCAAACCUAUAUUCCUCGGACAGAUGCCCAGGAAAGUACCUUGUGCUACAACUUCACAGAAGUGUUUACGUACUAAUGACGUGGAGAAUGUAGGCCGAACGACCCGACAUCACACAUUUUUUGAAAUGUUAGGAAACUUCAGUUUUGGAGAUUACUUCAAAAAAGAGGCAAUCCAAUGGGCGUGGGAGCUGUCAACUGUAGAGUUUGGUUUGCGAGCCAACAGAUUAUGGGUUAGUGUGUAUGAAGAUGAUGAUGAAGCUUUUGAGAUAUGGGUUAAGCAGGUUGGGAUUCCCAUUGAGCGUAUUAUAAGGAUGGGUGAAGAUGAUAACUUUUGGACCAGUGGAGCUACAGGUCCAUGUGGCCCAUGCUCUGAAAUUUAUUAUGACUUUCAUCCUGAGAGGGGAUAUUCGAAUGUGGAUCUUGGAGAUGAUACUAGGUUUAUAGAAUUCUACAACUUGGUUUUCAUGCAAUAUAACAAAAAGGAUGACGGAUCACUUGAACCCUUAAAACAAAAGAAUAUAGACACUGGUCUUGGCCUGGAGCGCAUGGCCCGCAUUCUUCAAAAGGUUCCAAACAAUUAUGAAACAGACUUGAUUUAUCCCAUUAUAGAGAAAGCUUCAGAAUUGGCAAAUGUCUUGUAUCAUCUGGCUGAUGAUCGCACAAAGUUAUAUCUAAAGAUUAUAGGAGAUCAUUCGCGUGCAAUUGUUUAUCUAAUAUCGGAUGGAGUUUUCCCCUCAAAUAUUGGUAGAGGUUACGUGGUUCGGAGGCUUAUCAGGAGGGUUGUUCGUACAGGUAGAUUGCUUGACAUAAAGGGGGAUGGUAGGGGUAAUCCUGAAGGGGCAUUUUUGCCAUCCAUUGCAGAAAAAGCAAUAGAAUUAAGUACCCACAUUGACCCAGAUGUAAAGGCUAGAGCACCUCGCAUUCUUGAAGAGUUGAAAAGAGAAGAACUUCGCUUUGUGCAGACACUAGAAAGAGGAGAAAAGUUGCUUGAUGAAAUGCUUAGAGCUUGUAAGAAUGAAAAUAAUCCUGUUCUCACAGGCAAAGAUGCAUUUCUUUUGUAUGACACUUAUGGAUUUCCAGUGGAGAUAACAAUUGAAGUGGCUGACGAACAUGGCAUUAGUGUAGAUAUGAAUGGUUUUAAUGAUGAGAUGGAAAACCAAAAGCGUCAAUCUCAGGCAGCACAUAAUGUUGUUAAACUUGAAGUUGGUGAUAGAGCAGAUCUUGCUGAAAAAAUUCCAGACACUGAAUUUCUAGGAUAUGAUACCCUAUCUACCAGAGCAGUUGUGGAAAGCCUCCUGGUUAAUGGAAAACCAGUGAUAAAGGUUUCUGAAGGAAGUGAUGUGGAAGUUUUGCUAAACAGGACACCAUUUUAUGCUGAAUCAGGUGGUCAAAUAGGGGAUCACGGUUUUCUAUAUGUUAAUCAAGGUACAAACCAACAGACUGCUAUUGUGGAAAUAAAUGAUGUUAAAAAAUCGCUAGGUAAUUUGUUUAUUCAUAAGGGCACUAUUCGAGAGGGAGUUCUAGAGGUUGGCAAAGAAGUGGAAGCUGCAGUCGACCCAAAACUGAGGCAGCGAGCAAAGGUUCAUCAUACCGCUACCCAUUUGUUACAAUCUGCACUUAAGAAAGUAAUUGGACAGGAAACAUCACAAGCUGGUUCAUUGGUGGCUUUUGAUCGUCUCAGGUUUGAUUUUAACUUCCACCGACCACUUCUUGACACUGAGCUUGAUGAAAUUGAAGGAUUGAUCAAUGGAUGGAUUGGGGAUGCCACGCUUCUUCAAACGAAAGUCAUGCCGCUAACUGAAGCAAAAAGUGCCGGAGCUAUUGCAAUGUUUGGAGAAAAAUAUGGAGAAGAGGUACGUGUUGUGGAGGUUCCAGGUGUAUCUAUGGAACUUUGUGGUGGAACCCAUGUCAACAAUACUUCUGAAAUACGUGCCUUCAAAAUAAUCUCAGAGCAGGGAAUCGCAUCCGGAAUAAGGCGCAUAGAAGCUGUUGCUGGUGAAGCUUGCAUUGAAUACAUCAAUGCCAGAGAUUAUCAUAUGAAACAACUGUGCUCCACUCUCAAAGUGAAAGCUGAAGAUGUAACAACCAGGGUAGAAAGUCUCUUAGAAGAGUUGCGAGCAGCAAGAAAUGAAGUUGCUGCUUUGCGUGCGAAAGCAGCAGUAUAUAAAGCAUCAAAUAUUUCAAGCAAAGUAUUCACAGUGGGGACCUCAAAGAAGAUAAGGGUACUAGUUGAGUCCAUGGACAAUAUUGAUGCUGAUUCACUAAGAAGUGCAGCUGAAUAUUUGGUGGAUAUGCUUCAAGAUCCUGCAGCAAUUAUUUUGGGCUCCUGUCCAGAGGAAGGAAAGGUGAGUUUGGUUGCUGCCUUCACUCAAGGAGUUGUUGAUCUGGGUAUUCAGGCAGGGAAAUUUAUAGGUCCCAUAGCUAAGUUGUGUGGUGGAGGAGGUGGUGGCAGGCCCAAUUUUGCUCAGGCAGGUGGGAGGAAACCUGAGAAUUUAUCAAGUGCCCUUGAAAAAGCUCAAGCUGAUCUUGUCUUAAUUAUAUCUGAAAAGGCAAGCUGAAACUCCAUUACUCAUUAGUACAUCAAGGAAUUUCAUACAACAGUUUUUCUGAGGGCUCCUCACAAUGUCAUGUGAAUAACAUUUGGGGUAACCAUACUUCUCAUUGUAUAGCAAAACAUUGCCAUGGCUUGACAAAAUUGCCUUUUUAUUUGUUGUA
This is a messenger RNA of Pistacia vera, 3142 nucleotides long. RefSeq names its product alanine--tRNA ligase, chloroplastic/mitochondrial. Gene Ontology annotation, cellular component: cytosol; chloroplast; cytoplasm. Gene Ontology annotation, biological process: alanyl-tRNA aminoacylation; tRNA modification. NCBI's taxonomy places the organism in Eukaryota, Viridiplantae, Streptophyta, Magnoliopsida, Sapindales, Anacardiaceae. The record is from RefSeq and is a predicted model, not a curated record. Gene Ontology annotation, molecular function: nucleic acid binding; aminoacyl-tRNA deacylase activity; alanine-tRNA ligase activity. The coding region runs from base 37 to 2985 and encodes 982 amino acids. The transcript is spliced from 13 exons.